GUAGAUUUGAUCAGCUACUCCCAUUAACCAUUCAAUCACCUCCAAUUUUCUUUAGCAAUCCAACAUUCGAAUCAAUGGCUUCCGGUUCAACAAUGUCACUUUCUUCCCCAUCCUUCGCCGGGCAGGCGGUGAAGAUCGCCCCUGAGAUCACCGCCAACAGCGUCGGAAGAGUCUCGAUGAGGAAGACCGCCGCCAAGCCGAAGCAAGUCUCCUCCAGCAGCCCAUGGUACGGCCCUGAUCGUGUCAAGUACUUGGGCCCGUUCUCCGGCGAGGCCCCCAGCUACCUCACCGGCGAGUUCCCCGGCGACUACGGUUGGGACACUGCGGGACUCUCGGCCGACCCGGAAACCUUCUCCAAGAACCGAGAAUUGGAGGUGAUCCACUCGAGAUGGGCCAUGCUUGGAGCUCUAGGGUGUGUAUUCCCGGAGCUCUUGGCCCGAAACGGCGUCAAGUUCGGCGAGGCGGUUUGGUUCAAGGCCGGAUCUCAGAUCUUCAGCGAAGGUGGGCUCGAUUAUUUGGGCAACCCAAGCUUGGUCCAUGCGCAGAGCAUAUUGGCCAUUUGGGGUGUCCAAGUUGUUCUGAUGGGAGCUAUUGAGGGCUACAGAAUUGCCGGUGGGCCCCUUGGUGAGGUUGUUGACCCACUUUACCCGGGUGGUAGCUUUGACCCGUUGGGUCUGGCUGACGACCCGGAAGCAUUUGCCGAGCUCAAGGUAAAGGAACUCAAGAAUGGAAGACUCGCAAUGUUCUCAAUGUUUGGUUUCUUUGUUCAAGCCAUUGUUACCGGAAAAGGUCCGUUGGAGAACCUAGCCGACCAUCUCGCCGAUCCCGUUAACAACAAUGCUUGGUCUUAUGCUACUAACUUUGUCCCCGGAAAGUGAAGAUGAUCGAAAACUAAUUAAAUCUCCUUUUUCUUUCACUGUUUGAUGCUUGAUGUAAAGUUUCUAGUGUGAAUUAUUGGAAUAUAACAUGCUUUUUCAUACCAACUUUGAACACAGA
Erythranthe guttata (spotted monkey flower) is the source of this 996-nucleotide messenger RNA. Its product is annotated as chlorophyll a-b binding protein 40, chloroplastic. Gene Ontology annotation, biological process: photosynthesis, light harvesting. Gene Ontology annotation, cellular component: membrane. The record is from RefSeq and is a predicted model, not a curated record. Lineage: Eukaryota; Viridiplantae; Streptophyta; Magnoliopsida; Lamiales; Phrymaceae.